GUUUUGAUUCCCACCAUGGCUAUCACACAGUUUCGGUUAUUUAAAGUUUGCACCUGCCUUGCAACAGUAUUCUCAUUCCUAAAGAGGUUAAUAUGCAGAUCUGGCAGAGGACGGAAAUUAAGUGGAGACCAAAUAACUCUGCCAACUACAGUUGAUUAUUCAUCAGUUCCUAAACAGACCGAUGUUGAAGAGUGGACUUCCUGGGAUGAAGAUGCCCCCACAAGUGUAAAGAUUGAAGGAGGCAAUGGGAAUGUAGCAACACAACAGAAUGCUUUGGAACAACUGGAACCUGACUAUUUUAAGGACAUGACACCAACUAUAAGGAAAACUCAGAAAAUCAUUAUUAAGAAGAGGGAACCGUUAAAUUUUGGCAUCCCAGAUGGUAGCACAGGUUUCUCUAGUAGAUUAGCAGCUACACAGGAUAUGCCUUUUAUUCAUCAAUCUCCUGAAUUAGGUGACUUAGAUACCUGGCAGGAAAAUACCAACGCAUGGGAAGAAGAAGAAGAUGCGGCCUGGCAAGCAGAAGAAGUUCUGAGGCAGCAGAAGAUAGCAGACAGAGAAAAGAGAGCAGCAGAACAACAAAGGAAGAAAAUGGAGAAGGAGGCACAGCGGCUAAUGAAAAAGGAACAGAACAAAAUUGGUGUGAAGCUUUCAUAACGGAUGUCCUUCACAUGUCAUAGUGCCAGUAGGAGAGAUAUGAGCUCCACAAUUCAAGCAACAUUUAUAUGGAUUAAGACUAUUUUCAGAAUACAAACAUAUUGCUUGAUUUUAAUGUAUUCAUCAGACCAUCUGGGGGACCAGGAUUCUCUCAAAGUACCUUGAGCUCUUGUGAAUGAGACUCAAAAAAACAAAGACCUAUGAGGCAAUAUUUUUUUCAACAUGCUCCAAGUGUACGACAAUUGUUUGCUGUAGAGAAAUUAUUACAAAUGGAAUAUACCAGUACCUCUUCUAGCUAGUGUUUCUAGCUAAAUAAAUGGGUGUAAAUAAUUUUAUGGUGGGAAAGAACUCUGCUCUCUAUAAUGCUUUCCUUCAUUGUGCAUAAUGAUAAAAUAAAUAAUUUUAAAUAUUC
Molecule: messenger RNA, 1069 nt
Organism: Neogale vison (American mink)
Lineage: Eukaryota; Metazoa; Chordata; Mammalia; Carnivora; Mustelidae
Gene: EBAG9
Product: estrogen receptor binding site associated antigen 9
Exons: 6
Coding region: 16-657 (213 amino acids)
Cellular component (GO): secretory granule
Source: RefSeq, a predicted model, not a curated record